Molecule: messenger RNA, 2208 nt
Organism: Eucalyptus grandis
Lineage: Eukaryota; Viridiplantae; Streptophyta; Magnoliopsida; Myrtales; Myrtaceae
Product: serine/arginine repetitive matrix protein 1
Exons: 1
Coding region: 1167-2075 (302 amino acids)
Source: RefSeq, a predicted model, not a curated record
AUUUGGCCAGCGACAAGCUCGCGACAGUCGAUCCUGUGCGCGUCUGAGCGAGUCAAGUCCACAUUCUAGGCAUUUUGGGUAAUGGGUCCGACUCCAAGAGCCGUCUUUAUGUGCCAUGAGCCAUGAAUGCAUCCGAAUCCGAUUCCUGUCUGUGCAGUAAUCAUGGUCGGUGGAUGGACGUUCUUUAACUUUCAGAUGUAGCCAGGCUGUUUUCGUUCUCCCACUCUUGAACCACCGACAGUAAGAUUGGAUUCCUGUGACCCUCCUUUCUUUCUGUCAUUUUUUUUUCUUCAGUUUCGCCGAUAGAUUCGGGCGAGCUUGACCGUAUAGAUGAAACACACGCUCCAUCAUAAUCAGCGAGAUUUCCCGAGUUGCGGCUGCAUUAGAACAUGUCUUGUACUCAUUAAGUCCCUCAUUGGCUCGUGAAUUCGAGAACCUCGACGGUCCACCACGGACAAUCUGCGUCGUCAGUUUUGAUGUUGUCGCCUUUUCGGCCUCCAAUCCAUUUCAUUUCCUGAAUUUUCUUUAAGCCCAAACGCAUGUCAUUAAUGAUGCCAAUGUUAUUAUGGUACGAUGCGCAAGGGACAAGCUUUUUCCCACAAGUACUCCAUUGAGAAAAUUAAUGUUCCGCCAUCAUUGCUGUGGAAAAGAGAGUAACUGGUCGUCUCUCGAAUGCCUAUGGUAUGACCAUUAGCCAAUCAAGAUUUUCCUUUCUUUUUUUUCUCAUUUUUCUUCGGGUAAAGAUCCAAUGGAUAGCUAGAAGCAGGACGGACUACCAUGCUCCUCUCCAGUCCACCGCACAUGAAUCCACGUUUCUGUCGUCCCGCUCUGCUUUUUCAAUUCUUCAAGAAACUUUCUUUUCCUCAAAACACAAACUUCCACACACUCCCCCUCUCCCUCUCCCUCUCCAUUAUUUCUCUCUCCACCAACUCCUCCAAGUUGACUCUUCUUUCUUCCUGCCUGCCCCCCUCUCUCUCUCUCUUUCUCUCUCUCUCACUGCAGACAGUCGUUGAAGCUCAACCCUUUCAGUCCUCGCCAAAUGGGUUGCUGUCUCAGCAAGACCCCUCCUCCUCGCCGCCGCUCUCCGCCGGACCAAUCCCGUUGCUCGCCGCCAAGGUCUCCAGCGCCGGCAUUCGGGAAAACCCACGUCGCUCUCGCCCCUCAGAAUGCGGGGACGAGGAACCCUCCUCCUCCGCCGCCGCCGCCGCUCGAGGAAGAGACGGUCAAAGAAGUCCUCUCCGAGACGCCGUUGCCGCCGAAGCCCCAGCUUCCGGAGGCCCCGCCCCCCCCCGCCGCCGCCCAAGCUCCAAGAAGACGGACCCGAGACCAAGAUCCUGAUCAGCAAGCUCGAGGAGGCCGCCGAGGUGGUGUCGGAGUACUCCGAGAUGUACAGCGUCACCGAGAGCUUGUCGACGGCGACCACCGCCACCACUGCCACGGAUAAGCGAGACGCGGAGGUGACCAGCAGGGAGUCGCGCGAGGUGAGGCAGGGGCUGAAGAGCAGAUCCCCGGCGAAGGUCCCGAGGAAGCGGCCGCCGUACGCGGGGGACCUCGCCGGCGGCGGAGGGGAGAGGAGGGGGUCAACCGGUCCCCCUCUCCGGCGAAGAGGAACCUGGCCGGCGUCACGGGAGCCGGUCGGGGGCGGGUCAGGGAGGCGGGCCGGGCGAGGACGGCGGCCGUGCAGCAGCGAAACGCGGGGUCUCCUUCCGGCGUGCCCAGGCGAGAUCCGGGCGAGACGUCCCGCCGUCGGUCGAGCUCACCGGCGACGAGGAGGGCCAGCGAGGCGGGUGCGGGCGCGGGCGCGAUGGGGUGGAGCCCCGCCAAGCGGGCCGCCGGGAGCGCCGGCGACCGGCCGGGGAAGGGCGAGGGCAGGGAGGAUCCGGUCGCCGAGAGCGCAGCAGAAAGGAAGGGCGGCGAGGAGCACAGGGACGCCGUGCCGGAGCAGGGGAACGAAUCUCUGGACAACCCACUCGUGUCCUUGGAGUGCUUCAUUUUCCUUUGAGUCCCCCCCGGCAACAUGUUUUUUCCUCGUUAGGAUUUUAGCUCAACACGUGAUCAUGAUGCUGCUGCAUUGACAUGGACUGGUCGGAGAGAGGAACAACACCAUGUUGGUAAUUCUCGAUUCGGUGAGGUUUCCCAACGGGCCAAACUCAAAAUGUAGAACGGUGUCUUUUUGUAAGUAUAUAUGAGAUUUAUGUAUCGUUGGCA